Mesocestoides corti is the source of this 600-nucleotide messenger RNA. NCBI's taxonomy places the organism in Eukaryota, Metazoa, Platyhelminthes, Cestoda, Cyclophyllidea, Mesocestoididae. The record is from the annotation of a GenBank genome assembly.
AUGCUUCCGUUUUCUCCUCGUGGCUUUCAACCUGGUGAUAUUUUCAAGGCAAAGGAGUAUGAAUUGACGGGAGCGGCUUUUGGAAUACCAGUCUUCGUCCUGGUUUUGGGGAUUGUUGUACUUCUGAUUGGCUUCCUCGGCUGCUGUGGAGCAUGGAAACUGAACAAAUGCUUCCUUCGACUGUUCGCAUUCCUUGUGGGAGUGCUGGUGAUUGCGGAAAUAGUCUGUGGCGCACUUCUUUUUGUCUACAAGGAAAAGGUGAAGGAUUACGUAAAAAGCUACUUUGCAUCCGCGAUUUCGGAAGUUCAAGAUAUCGGGAAUCCUAAAGUGGAGACUGCAGUCACCAAGUUGCAGCAGGAGUUAAAAUGUUGCGGAGCCAAUGGCCCUUCCGAUUGGAAAAAUGCAACCAAGUACUGUUGCCCGAAGGGCGAAACCAACUGCACUACUACUUACUUCACACAGGGAUGUGUCGACGUAAUUUACGAUUUACUAAAGAAUAACCUCGUGGGUGUCGCCAUCACCGUCAUUGUCCUUGGCAUCAUCGAAAUAGGCGCUAUUGUCGCUGCCGUGUUUUUGGCCAAAAAGGCGACUGAAUUGUGA